Messenger RNA from Physcomitrium patens, 1859 nucleotides. RefSeq names its product casein kinase II subunit beta-1. Gene Ontology annotation, molecular function: protein kinase regulator activity. Gene Ontology annotation, cellular component: cytoplasm; protein kinase CK2 complex. Lineage: Eukaryota; Viridiplantae; Streptophyta; Bryopsida; Funariales; Funariaceae. The record is from RefSeq and is a predicted model, not a curated record.
ACAUCUCUCUCGCUCUCUCUGUCUCUCUGCUCUCGCUCUCUCUCACUCACUCACUCACUCACUCACUCACUCUUUCUCUGUUUCUCUCUUUUUUUCUACUUCCCUCUCUACUUCCCUCCCCUUCAUUCCAUUUUCCUUUCCUUCCCUUUCCUUUUGCAAGCGGCUCUGCUGGGUGCCGCUGCAACUCCUCUUCUCUUCCUCCUCUCUCUCUCUCUCUCUCUCACAGCCUCAUAUUGGCACAAGGGCCAUUUUCUUCCUUGAGCUCAUUUCCUAAAGAAUCUCUCUCACUCUCACAUUAACACUUACCUCUCGUGGGGAAGGAAGGAAGGAAGGAAGGACGAAGGAAGGAAGGCUUCGGGACCUGGCCAUCCAUCUCGAUCUCGAGAGGUGCAGCAGUCUUCUUGUGGAGGUUUAAGAAGCAUUUUCUUACACCUUCUGCGAGAAGUGAAUAUGUACAAAGAACGGAGCUCAUCUCUACCAUCAGAGGCUAGAGGUGGGAAUGUGAGAAACGAACAGCAAUUAUAUCGAGACGUGACUGACAACAAGAAGCGAUUAGAGGAUGGUAUUGAUAAAUCCUCUCCUUCCACCUCAAGAGGAGGAAUCGGCAGGGAAAAGGAUCGAAUAGCUGCUCCCGCCGCUACGACUCAAUCUCGUCGGAACGCUGGACAUGAGACGAGACCCACCAUGGAGAAGGCGAAGUAUCCAGAGGAUGUCGCAGCAGAAGACUCAGAAUCAGAAAGCGAGGAUUCUGAUGUGAGUGCGUCAGACGGGGAGGAUACUUCUUGGAUCUCCUGGUUCUGCAGCUUGAGGGGCAAUGAGUUUUUCUGCGAGGUUGAUGAUGAGUACAUACAGGAUGAUUUUAACCUAAGUGGCCUGAGCAGCCAAGUUCCCUACUACGAUUAUGCACUUGACUUGAUCUUGGAUGUGGAAUCCCCUAGUGAUGACAUGUUAACUGAGGAGCAGAAUGAAUUGGUAGAAUCAGCUGCCGAGAUGUUGUAUGGGUUGAUUCACGUACGCUAUAUUUUAACCGGCAAAGGGAUGAAUGCAAUGCUUGAAAAAUUCAAGAAUGUGGACUUUGGUCGCUGUCCUCGUGUUUACUGCUCCGGACAACCUUGCUUGCCAAUGGGUCAGUCCGACGUUUCCCGAACAAGUACUGUGAAGAUAUAUUGUCCAAAGUGUGAAGACAUAUAUUACCCUCGAUCUAAAUAUCAGGGCAACAUUGACGGUGCUUAUUUUGGCACAACAUUCCCUCAUCUUUUCCUCAUGACUUACCCCUACAUCAAGCCUUCGAAGCCCACUCAGAAUUAUACACCCAGAAUAUUUGGUUUUAAACUACAUAAGAGUGCAAGGUAGACCUUCGGCGUUUACGCUUUGUUGCAUUUGCGGCGACGGAUCGAUCAGUGAACCGCACUGUAUGUGCCUAAGAGAAAUUUGGUUCCAAUCCGGAGUUUGUGGAAGAGAUAUUCACUGCGUAAUACAUUGCAGAGAUUUUGCAAUAGCGGGCUGGAAUAUACUUGUGAUGCAUUUUGGAUGAGGUGUUCCACGUCUGCUUGAUUUGGCUGAAGUCGCUUUGUUUUGAUUGUUUUAGAUAGGAGAAUUUAGUGUUUUCUGGGGAUGUCAAAUUGACUGUAGUGUCUUUUCUUUUUGUGGCGUGUUAGGAAUCAAUUCCUUGUAGAGAGCACCUUGGGAUUCGCGUCACUGUAAACGAUACCUUAAAGAUUACUGUGCAUCAUUAGUGCUAAUAUUGAGGUAAUUAUGAUUAGAUUGAGAUUAUCUUACGAACCAGGCAAUGUAAAUGAAGUGAGACACAUUGUACUAUUUGAUAUGUCUAAUCAUGGGUUAAAAUUUUUGAUGGGGUA